AACAUCAGCUUCAGUCUUCACUUCACUUAUAAAAGUGUUUUCAUGUUUCUUGUGUCUGAAUGAACUCUGUGUAGAUCAACAGCUGGUGGAGGACGUCUUGAUUGACAGCUGCUUCUGUCUCUCUCAGCCAAUGAUGAUUGGAUGAGUUUGGUGUCAGUCAUGUUGGCAGAUUUACUGGACAGGAAGUUCCUCCCACGCAUUCAAACAGCCAAUCAGGAGCGAGUUCAGGAGGUGAGAGAGGUGGAGGCGUGUCUGCUCAGAUGUGAAUCUCCUGUCAGACUCUCUUCACACUCUUGAUGUGAGUGAUGUGCGUCUGCAGAAGGUUGCUGUGAUGUUACUCUUCUCUGUCUGCUCUCAGAAACCCUGUAGAUUUUAUACUGCAGGAAGAUGCAGGUUGUGUGAUCCAGGUCUCUUGCAGGUGUCUGUCAUUGAGGAAUCGGGAGAUGAAGAUGAAUUUGUUCAGGUUCGAAGCAUCUGGUGACAGUAAUGGAUGUUUUCUGGCGCUGCUCACACGACAGCCUGAAGCAGAAGCGACAGAGACACCUCACGAUGUUCUCGCUCGAGCUGCUGCCAAAGGCUUGUUACAUGACGUCCUUCCAAACCAGCCAAUCAAAAGGCACGGGUGUGGCCGGAGGUCCCGCAGAGCACCUGUCAAGCAAAGGCAUUCUAAGCAGACACGCCCACAUCCAUCCCAGAGCGACCAAUCACGUCUAGAGGAGUUUAUACAUCGUGAGAUGAGUGGAGACAGUCAUCUAAACAGCAGCGGAUCAUCACAUCCAUCACAGAAUAACUCGGCUGGUUCUCAACGGCCCGCUCAGGGUGUCUUCUCCAGGACAGGCCCCGCCCCAAGCCCCACCUCUUUCUCCACAUCAUCCCAGAGGAGUUUGAAGCAUCCGGGUGUGGCUUCAGUAUCCUUCAGUGUUACUCCGCUGAAAGGACGUCAGGAGGUGCUGCGGCUGGCGACCAUCACGUUUCCCCCGGUCAUCUUCCCAAAGAAUGUUCUGCCUUCUGUGAGGAGACGCCACGCCCUUCCUGCGCUGCGGUCAGACCCCGGACACACAUACCUGCAGUGCAGCAUCGGCCCUCGACCAUCGACCCUCCCUCAGAGCCUCUUCAGAGCCAGUCUUCACCAUGUGUAG
Triplophysa dalaica is the source of this 1139-nucleotide messenger RNA. Its product is annotated as putative methyltransferase NSUN7. The record is from RefSeq and is a predicted model, not a curated record. The coding region runs from base 444 to 1139 and encodes 231 amino acids. Lineage: Eukaryota; Metazoa; Chordata; Actinopteri; Cypriniformes; Nemacheilidae. The transcript has 6 exons.